GAAACACACAAGCUAUAGCCUUCGCUUCCGCAGGCCACCACUAUGCCUUUACACCUUAGUGGCGAAUGCAGACCUCACGACACAAGUGAGUCAGGGGAGAGGAGGCGUCAUUUAGGGUGAGUGCAUCGGAGUACAAGAGAUGAAAGGAAAGUCUGCACUUUCGAGAUUUCAGCAAUGGAUAUCACGCCACAAAGUCCGAAAGGUGGAGCAGCCAGAUUUCGCAACAGUGGAGUAAGCUUGGUGAAUCUGAAGGAAUCGUGGCGCUUCUACGAGGAGCUGAAGAAGUAUCUGUCUGAGGAUGUGGAAGAGAAGCUAGCCAGGUCCAUUUGCGCCGAAGUGCUCGGCACGGACACGAACUUUCAGUCAAACAUCGAGGAUUACAUGUCCACGGCGUCCAUUAAGCGCCAUCACUUCCUCGAAGGCACCCUGUGUUUCUGGAUGUCCAAGGUGGAUGCAGCGCAAGCAACUGGCUACAGUUUGUUUGCAAUGCUGGAGAGUAUCGAUAAACGUGUUGCUAAGAGCUGCGAGCACUUUCUAAAGGACUCGCACAGGUGCUUGUAUGAUACUACCAGCACUGAAGUCUUCACAGAGCUGUGUAGUUUGAGCCGUACGGGGUUUGCAGCCAAUAUGCAGAGGUGAAAUUUUCUAUCACAAUGUCACCUACAUUAUCGUUGUAUCACUUGUGCCAGUGUGGGUGCUGAGUCUGGUGCCAGUGUUGGUGCUGAGUCUGGUGCAUGUCAGUGAGAGUAAUGCUUUGGUGCCAGUAUUGGUGAUGAGUUUUAUACCAGACACUCUUUGUCUGUUUCAGUCUACAGGGAUUUGGCUAGUGGUCAGUGAUAGUGAGUUAGGAAAGUAGUUGUUUGAUUACUACAGUUGUCAUGUCUCUCUCUAUGAAUAGUAUUCCUUUAAUAGGUACUUUGUGAACAGACUCGUUCUGCCAUGUCUACUUUGUAGUGAGAUGUACUGACAAUUGCUGAUUGCAUUGCUCCUCAUCACAGUGUGGCUGUCCAUUUCGGUCAGUAUCUUAAUGCUACUCUGGUGUUCCGUGUGUGCACAUGCAUACGCAUGUACAUGUGUGUGUGUAUGUAAUGUGUGUGUGUUUGUUUGUGUGUUUGCAUGUGGAUAUGCGUAUGUGUGUGUUCUUGUGUGUGCACGUG
Sycon ciliatum is the source of this 1157-nucleotide messenger RNA. RefSeq lists its product as uncharacterized. The transcript is spliced from 6 exons. Lineage: Eukaryota; Metazoa; Porifera; Calcarea; Leucosolenida; Sycettidae. Bases 175 to 639 code for a protein of 154 amino acids. The record is from RefSeq and is a predicted model, not a curated record.